Messenger RNA from Oncorhynchus nerka (sockeye salmon), 10490 nucleotides. RefSeq names its product phosphatidylinositol 4-phosphate 3-kinase C2 domain-containing subunit beta-like. NCBI's taxonomy places the organism in Eukaryota, Metazoa, Chordata, Actinopteri, Salmoniformes, Salmonidae. Gene Ontology annotation, biological process: phosphatidylinositol-mediated signaling; cell migration; phosphatidylinositol 3-kinase/protein kinase B signal transduction. Gene Ontology annotation, molecular function: phosphatidylinositol binding; 1-phosphatidylinositol-3-kinase activity; 1-phosphatidylinositol-4-phosphate 3-kinase activity. The record is from RefSeq and is a predicted model, not a curated record. Gene Ontology annotation, cellular component: cytoplasm; plasma membrane; phosphatidylinositol 3-kinase complex.
CACACGCGGAUGAGAAGGCGAUGAGCAGCGGAUCAGCAAAACAAAAAAAAGGCAAAAUAACCGGUUUAUAGUGACGAGGGGCUGGCUGGAUUAUUCAACAAUUAGGGACGCGGGUACGGAUUUUCGCCUUUAAUCACGUUAAUGCGUGAUAUAUCAACAAUAUCAGACACCGGAAAUUGUUGGAUACAGUUUGUAAUCAACAAUAUUUUGAAUCAAUAUUUGAGCAGCCUGAAAGCAAAAUAAUUCUGAUAUUAUGACACCAGCUCGUUGGCGGCCAUAAAGCUAAAGCAGAGCGUAUUCUGAGCCCAAUGUCUCUUCUCUGGAAGCCCUAGCACCGGUGUCUUCCUCUCCUGUCAGUGGUGGCGUCCCCUGUAGGAGCAUGUCGGCAGCACAAACUCAGAAGGAUAGCGAGGGUCCCUGGGGACUGGACUCCCUGGGCUUGAGCCAGAGAGAGCUGGUACUGGCUGAAGCCCUACAGAUGGAGUAUGAUGCCCUGUCCAGACUCAAACAGGACAAGGGGGGGGACAGCCAGGGGACCAGCAGCCAGGGUGGUGGGAAGGUACCUACCCUGCCCCCCUGGGAGGGCCAGAGGCAGGUCGAUCGCCCCCUCCCACCCCGCCCCAGCCUUAGUCCUCCUGGAAGGAGUUUGCUAAGAGGAUUAUCUGGCUCAGACCUCUCCCUCCACCACCUCCAGCCUGGGGGGUCCCACUCCCCACAGCCCUCCCCAGCCAGGGCCAGGGAGCCCAUCUAUAUCCUGGAGAGUCCAGGGAAGGGAGACUACUUGAGUUCCAGCUAUGGGGAGUCAGGGUCUAGCGUUGGUUCUUCUCUGACUCUGCCUAAAGGCUUCCCCCCUCGUCCUGAUGACUCUCCUCCUGCUGUACCCCCCAGGACCCCUCUACUCCCUUCCUCUGAGCCCUUCCUGCCCCCCCGACCCACUACGACUCCCCGAGAUGUCAACCUGUUCACCCCCGAGGUGGACCAGCCCAAACUGUCGUCAGGGGAGACGCUAAACUACGAGAGCCUCAACGACGCUCUCUCCAAGCUCAAUGGGGAUUUGCCAUCGCCAAGGGGUAGGCGGGCCAACGGGGACCAAUCAGGGAAGCCGUUGGCUCGGAGCAAGACGCUCCCCCCUCAGGUGCCCCGCACCUACGUACCUAUCCAAAAGAGCAACAAGAACCAGCACAGAGUGUCGGCCGACCCGGUGUCCCUGGGCACCAGGCUCAAUGGUUUUGGUUAUGAGCUCUUCCAGGUGUCAGAGGAGAGAGACGAGGAGGUGGCCGCCUUCUGCCACAUGCUCGAUGUAUUGCGGUCAGCAUAUCCGUGCAGUGACCAGUCUAAGAACACAGGGUUUGUGUGGACACCCUCAGUGGGGCCUGAAGAGCUGCAACAGGGGUUAGGGGUCAGCGUCAAGGUUACGGUCAUCAGCGACCACUUUAGAGAACCACUCACCUUCACCUGUGAUGGGUCGUCUACGGUAGACCUGUUGAUCUACCAGACGUUGUGUUACGCUAAUGAAGACCUCGACCACAUUGAUGUCGACCACUACCUCCUCAAAAUCUGUGGUCAGGCCGAGUUCCUACAGAAUUCCCAGACGUUGACAGGGUUGGAGCAUAUCCAGCUGUGUGUGAAGUUUGACUGGGACAUUCGUCUCUUCCUCACCAAGAGAGGCUCUGUCAACACAGAACUGGGCCGCACGGAGGAGGAUGAUGAGACGGCCUCUACGAUGAACCACAGCAUCCUGCUGCAGGAGCGACCAAUCAAACAGACAGUUACUAGGGAGGCUUUGACUCUGCUCCUGGACACCUUUCACAACGAGGCUGAGUCCUUUCUUCUAUCAGAGGUGGAGCUUGUGUUGCACGUGGAACGGCUCGUCCAAUCAGUGAAGGCUCUCUGCAGCUCGCUGGCUGCUGUGGAAACACCUGACAUCACUUCCGCCCUCAACCAGCUUCCAGCAUGCCCCUGUCGUCUGCAGCCCAGAGUCCAGAAGGAUUCAUCAGUGCUGGCCAUCAGAGAGAACAGAGAGAAAGUGGUGGAGAAGCUGACGGUGGCAAUUUUAGAUCUGGUGGAGCUGUACUGCAGCACAUUCAACGCUAACUUCCACACCACGGUGCAGAGCAACCGGCACACGGCGCCCACACAGGAAGCAGGCCUGGUCACCAACGUCCUAUCCUUCAGCGUCUACGCUGCUCACCGCAUCCCCAUCACAUGGGCGGCCAGCUACGAGGGCUUCUUCCUGUCGUGCUCUCUGACCCAUGGAGGGGCGGAGCUUUGUGCCCCCCAGCACACCAGCAAACAGCAGGUCAGCAAGUACCUGUUUCACCUGGUACUCUGGGAUCAGAGGGUGUGUUUCCCAGUGCAGAUCAACCAGUUGCCAAGGGAGACCCAGCUGACAGUGACUCUGUGUGCCAGUGCUCUGCCACCCCCUGGAGGAGUGGAAGAGAAGGGUAGUAAGCAGCGCCGCAGCAUCGAAUCCCUGGGCUGGGUCACCAUGCCCCUCUUCAACUUCAGACACAUCCUGACAUGUGGGAGGAAGCUACUGGGUCUGUGGCCUUCCACCCCAGGAAGUAACGCUCGCUCCAGCUUCCCCAACUUCAGCCAGCCUGACAGCGUCAUCCUGCAGGUGGACUUCCCAACGUCGUCAUUUGAGGUGCACUUCAGUACCCCCCCUCCUGCAGAGUUCAGUCCCCAGUAUGACUUCUCCAGACUGGACCAGCACAGCCAGAGACAACUACAGGACGUUCUGCACAAGAAGUCACUUUUCUGGUUGACUCCAGAGGACAAGCGUCUGUUGUGGGAGAAGCGUUCGUUCUGCCAGUCAGAGAGUGGUGCCCUGCCCCUGGUGCUGGCUAGUGCCCCCCGCUGGGAGUGGGCAUGUCUGUCAGAUAUCUAUGCCCUGCUCCGCCAGUGGGCAUGUCUCAACCACCACCACGCACUGGGCCUGCUGCAUGCCACGUUCCCUGAUCAGGAGCUGAGGCAUACUGCAGUACAGUGGAUGGACUCUAUCUCUGACCCUGAGCUGCUGGACUUCCUACCACAGCUGGUGCAGGCUCUGAAAUAUGAGUGUUACCUGGACAGCCCGUUGGUGCGUUUCCUGCUACGGAGAGCCAUAGGGGACAUGCGCAUUGCACACUAUCUCUUCUGGUUGUUGAAGGACUCUCUGCAGGACAGUCAGUUCAGUGGGAGGUACCAGCACCUGUUAGCAGGCCUGCUGUGCUGUGUGGGUCGGGGUCUCCGAGAGGAGUUUGACAGGCAGUGCUGGCUGAUCACCAUCCUGGCUAAAGUAGCCCAACGUGUCCGGGACACCUCUCCCUCCAGCAGACAGGCCAUCCUUCGAGAGGGACUGGAGGAGGUCAGGCAGUUCUUCUCAGUCAGUAGCAGCUGCCGUCUCCCCCUUAACCCUGGCAUGCUGGUCAAAGCCAUCAACAUACAGUUGUGUUCCUACUUCAACUCCAACGCCGUGCCCCUCAAACUGUCCUUCCAGAACCUGGAUCCUCUGGGAGACAACAUCAAUGUCAUCUUCAAAUCAGGUGACGACCUGCGCCAGGACAUGCUGACGCUGCAGAUCAUCCGCAUCAUGAACAAAAUCUGGAUCCAGGAGGGGCUAGACAUGAGGACGGUCAUCUUCAGAUGUUUUUCUACCGGACGAGGCAGAGGUAUGGUGGAGAUGAUUCCCCAGGCUGAGACUCUGAGGAAGAUCCAGGGGGAACAUGGAGUGACUGGUUCCUUUAAGGACCGCCCCCUGGCUGACUGGCUACAGAAACACAACCCCACAGAGGACGAGUAUGAGAAGGCUGUGGAGAACUUUAUCUACUCUUGCGCAGGCUGCUGCGUGGCCACCUACAUCCUGGGUAUCUGUGACCGUCACAACGACAAUAUCAUGCUAAAGACCAGCGGUCACAUGUUCCACAUCGACUUUGGCAAGUUUUUAGGACACGCCCAGAUGUUUGGCAACAUCAAACGGGACCGUGCUCCAUUUGUGUUCACCUCUGACAUGGCCUAUGUCAUCAACGGAGGAGACAAACCUUCCAGUCGUUUCCAUGACUUUGUGGACCUGUGCUGUGAGGCCUACAACCUCAUCCGCAAACACACACACCUCUUCCUCAACCUACUGGGACUGAUGUUGUCGUGUGGCAUUCCUGAGCUGUCAGACCUGGAUGAUCUGAAGUAUGUCUACGACGCCUUGAGACCUCACGAGUCUGAGGCUGACGCUACAAUGUACUUCACCAGGUUGAUAGAGUCCAGUCUGGGCAGUGUUGCAACUAAGUUGAACUUCUUCAUCCAUAACUUGGCCCAGAUGAAGUUUGCCUCAUCCGAGGAGCAUCCUGUCCUCUCCUUUGCCCCUCGGGUUUACACCCUAAAGACUGAUGGACUCAUCCGCAACCUCUUUGUCUGCCGACACAUACGAACGUACAGCUCCAGCAAAGGAUACGCAUUUGUGGUGAAGGUGGAGCGAGAGGGCCAGCAGGGGUCAGUGUUGGUCCAGAGGAGCUUUGAGGAGUUCUAUGAACUACACAGUAAACUACGCCUCGUCUUCCCCUCAUCCAAACUACCCAGUUUCCCCAGCCGGUUUUUGAUUGGGCGGUCUCGAGGAGAAGCGAUGGCUGAUAGGAGGAAAGACGAGCUCAACGGAUACGUCUGGCAUCUGGUGCACGCUGCGCCCGAGGUCGCCCAGUGUGACCUCAUCUACACUUUCUUCCAUCCUCUGCAAAGAGACGAGAAACCUGGAACAGUGGUGAACACACUGCAGAGCAAACCUGCAGAGAUCUGUUGGGCUCCGGUCUCAGGCAAAGUGGUAGGAGAGGUCAAGCUCUCCAUCUCCUACAAGAGUGACAAGCUCUUCAUCAUGGUCAUGCACAUACGAGGCCUGCAACCCUUGCAGGAAGGGACAGACCCUGACCCCUAUGUCAAGCUGUACCUCCUCCCAGACCCCCAGAAAACCAGCAAGAGGAAGACCAAGGCCGCGCGCCGCACUUGCAACCCCACCUACAAUGAGAUGUUGGUAUAUGACCGUAUCCCUCGUGGAGACCUGCAGCAGAGGGUUAUCCAUCUACGGGUACUCGGGGAUGGUGCAUUCUGGGAAAACACCCUGCUGGGCGAGGCCUUCAUCCCCCUGAAUACUCUGACACCCGGACAGUGCUGGGCAGACUGGCACCAACUGGGCACGCCCAGCACCGACUCCACACACUGAGUGAGAGAGAGGGCGAGAAAUUACUAAUCAGGUUGGCGUGUGUGUGCACGCGCAUAGGUCUGCUCAGUUGUGAGAGUUGGUCUGGUUUAUUCCCCCAAUGGGGGUGUGUGUUGACUCCUAUCAUGUCCAGUGGGGGUGUGUGUUGACUCCUAUCAUGCCCAGUGGGGGUGUGUGUGGACUCCUAUCAUGCCCAGUGGGGGUGUGUGUGGACUCCUAUCAUGCCCAGUGGGGGUGUGUGUUGACUCCUAUCAUGUCCAGUGGGGGUGUGUGUGGACUCCUAUCAUGUCCAGUGGGGGUGUGUGUUGACCCCUAUCAUGCCCAGUGGGGGUUUGUGUGGGUGUCUGUAGACUCACUGACGUUCAAUCGUCACUGGACACUGUAUCCAUGGGACUGUACUAUGUGGACCUAUUGUUAGCCAGGCUGGCCUCUGACCACCAUAAAAAGGGAUAACUACGGACCAUGUGACCAGGAGGGGAGAUUACCAAUCUGUAUCUCUGGUGACUCUGACUACCAGAAUACCUUUCUCUGGUAACAACAUGGCCUCCCAAGACCAGAUCACGAGGACCUAUGGAAGGAAGCAGAAGGCAUUGCUACUCAUUGAUAACAACCAAUGGGUUUUGAGAAGGAGUGGAGGAAAGAGGAUGCGAGGAGUAUGCAAUGGAUAUUCUCCCAUGGACCACAUCUUUAUUUAGGGCCAACAGAUAACCGUCCGUCUUAUCGCCUGAUGUAACAGACUUUGAAACAGUUUUAGUCCCCUUGAAAGUCAUGUCUUUUAAAAGAAAACCCUAAGUUAUUUAUUUUUCAAAUGGGACCCUUCUGUUAAUGCAGCUCCAUGUUGAGCUCUGUUUGGUUGUGUGGUAUAUGUAUAUUUUCAUUUCUGUGUACCACGGAUUUAUGUAAAUUGUGAUAUGUGAAUUAUGUGGGUCAGUUUUUCUGAUUUGAGAGAGGGAAUGAAUGCUUUUGUACCCUAACACAUGCUAACAUGCUUUUGUACCCUAACACAUUAUGGUGUGGGUUUACCCUAAACACAUUAUGGUGUGGGUCUACCCUAACACAUUAUGGUGUGGGUCUACCCUAACACAUUAUGGUGUGGGUCUACCCUAACACAUUAUGGUGUGGGUCUACCCUAACACAUUAUGGUGUGGGUCUACCCUAACACAUUAUGGUGUGGGUCUACCCUAACACAUUAUGGUGUGGGUCUACCCUAACACAUUAUGGUGUGGGUCUACCCUAACACACUAUGGUGUGGCUCUACCCUAACACAUUAUGGUGUGGGUCUACCCUAAACACAUUAUGGUGUGGGUCUACCCUAACACAUUAUGGUGUGGGUCUACCCUAACACAUUAUGGUGUGGGUCUACCCUAACACAUUAUGGUGUGGGUCUACCCUAAACACAUCAUGGUGUGGGUCUACCCUAAACACAUUAUGGUGUGGGUCUACCCUAAACACAUUAUGGUGUGGGUCUACCCUAAACACAUUAUGGUGUGGGUCUACCCUAACACAUUAUGGUGUGGGUCUACCCUAACACAUUAUGGUGUGGGUCUACCCUAAACACAUUAUGGUGUGGGUCUACCCUAAACACAUUAUGGUGUGGGUCUACCCUAACACAUUAUGGUGUGGGUCUACCCUAAUACCCUAUGGUGUGGGUCUACCCUAACAUAUUAUGGUGUGGGUCUACCCUAAACACAUUAUGGUGUGGGUCUACCCUAACAAAUUAUGGUGUGGGUCUACCCUAACACAUUAUGGUGUGGGUCUACCCUAACACAUUAUGGUGUGGGUCUACCCUAACACAUUAUGGUGUGGGUCUACCCUAACACAUUAUGGUGUGGGUCUACCCUAACACAUUAUGGUGUGGGUCUACCCUAACACAUUAUGGUGUGGGUUUACCCUAACACAUUAUGGUGUGGGUUUACCCUAACACAUUAUGGUGUGGGUCUACCCUAACACAUUAUGGUGUGGGUCUACCCUAACACAUUAUGGUGUGGGUUUACCCUAACACAUUAUGGUGUGGGUCUACCCUAACACAUUAUGGUGUGGGUUUACCCUAACAAAUUAUGGUGUGGCUCUACCCUAACACAUUAUGGUGUGGGUCUACCCUAACACAUUAUGGUGUGGGUCUACCCUAACACAUUAUGGUGUGGGUCUACCCUAACACAUUAUGGUGUGGGUUUACCCUAACACACUAUGGUGUGGGUCUACCCUAACACAUUAUGGUGUGGGUUUACCCUAACACACUAUGGUGUGGCUCUACCCUAACACAUUAUGGUGUGGGUCUACCCUAACACAUUAUGGUGUGGGUCUACCCUAACACAUUAUGGUGUGGGUCUACCCUAAACACAUUAUGGUGUGGGUCUACCCUAACACAUUAUGGUGUGGGUCUACCCUAAACACAUUAUGGUGUGGGUCUACCCUAACACAUUAUGGUGUGGGUCUACCCUAACACAUUAUGGUGUGGGUCUACCCUAACACAUUAUGGUGUGGGUCUACCCUAACACAUUAUGGUGUGGGUCUACCCUAACACACUAUGGUGUGGCUCUACCCUAACACAUUAUGGUGUGGGUCUACCCUAACACAUUAUGGUGUGGGUCUACCCUAACACACUAUGGUGUGGCUCUACCCUAACACAUUAUGGUGUGGGUCUACCCUAAACAAAUUAUGGUGUGGGUCUACCCUAAACAAAUUAUGGUGUGGGUCUACCCUAACACAUUAUGGUGUGGGUCUACCCUAAACACAUUAUGGUGUGGGUCUACCCUAAACACAUUAUGGUGUGGGUCUACCCUAACACAUUAUGGUGUGGGUCUACCCUAACACAUUAUGGUGUGGGUCUACCCUAACACAUUAUGGUGUGGGUCUACCCGAACACAUUAAAUACUAUUUUUAGUUCACUCAGUCAGUGACUAGCUACUCUACUGUAGAACUUGUAGGACUGUGCGCUGUGUGUUUGUGUCUUCCAUUGUUUAGUAGCUGUUGUUAUCCAAGCUGUACCUACGCUUAAUUUGCCUAUUUGAUCAUCGCUAUUUGCAUUUCAAAUGUCUUUCAAAUGUCUAUUUUUUGCUUUUAUCAAUGCCUUCACAAAUAUAUUUUGAAUUAGUGCUUCUACAUAACACAUACGUGGAUGUUGGAAAAAUCGAACUGUUUGCUGGGGCCAGAGAUGUACUGUAUAUCACAAAGAAAAUGCUCUUUCAAACACAAACUGAAGCACCAUUUAACUGCACCAUUCAACUGCACCAUUCAACUGAAUCCAGUGGACAUAUUGCACUUGGAUUUAUUUCUCAUGCAUUUUUCACUUACAUUGGACUUUCAUGUUGUUUCAAACUACAAAGGGAUCCUGCCUAUAUAUAAUCCAGUACUGUAGCUAUAAUAGAAAACACAACAGCACACUGACAGGAUAAGUGCAAAACAAGGAUUGUGUGUGUGAUUUUAUACAUACCAGGAAAACAAACCUCAACUACAUGUACCUACUACAUGUACCAACUACAUGUACCAACUACAUGUACCUACAGCAGCAUUGCUCUACUCAUUUGUAUCUUGUCUUUGGGAAGUUCUGGGGUGUUGCACUGCAGUCUUUUUUUGGAAGUGAUUUCUCAUUUUCUUCUGUAAGAGGCUUACACACUGGCCCUGUUUCACUCUGGCAGACAGACACUGUGACCUCUAUGAAUGUAAAAAGUACAUUUUCAUUGGAGUAAAAUGCUUGUGGGCAGUGUACUAUAUCCACACAGAAUCAAUGUCUUAAUUCACAGGUGAGAGGGAAAGGUCAAGAUGAACUCAUGAAUUAGGCCUAGGAGUUUUGACCUGACCAAGAAAUGACCUGACCAUGAACAAUUGCCAAUACCUAGGACCAGAUUUAUUCCUGGUCAAAGUCACUUGGUCUGGGAAAAAAACAACUUCUGGUCAUAUAUGGCUGUGAAGGAAGUUUCUCAAAUGGAGCAGUUAUUGGUAAGAUAUCAUAACAUCUUGGUGUCUGAUGUUUUCGGAUCACUAUACAAGUACAGACAGGCUAAUACAGGUUAAGGCUGGCUUUCACAGGUGCUGAAAUGUAACACGUAAAAUUGAAUAUUUAGAUACUAUUUGGUUUGGUUUCCUUUGACAUCACAUACUGUUCAGCAUACUCUGCCUAGGAGUUACUGACCAGUUCACCAGCCCUGUACAGUUAUGUAUUCAUAUAUGUCUAAUUUAGCACAUGAAGAAUUGAUAUCUCUGAAGAUGUUUAUUUGCCAGUUCAUUCAUGAUUCAUAAAGAGCACAGUUUUAGAAACAGGGAUAGGUAGUCUGAACAGGUGUGUGUUGAAUGACUAGAGGUUAGCCUCCCUGGGGCUAAAGAGCAGUAAUCAAACCGCACUGGUAUGCCUAACCUGGAACAACCAGUUUAACCACUGAACUCAUUCAAAAACAACACUUUAUUUGACUGCCUAUUGAAUGUGUCUGGUGGAUAUCUGCUUCUUUCUGUUUGAUUUCUAGAACAUGAACAACAUUUCCUCUGAGUUUCACAGCAGUCUGGAUGGCUGCACUGUAGCUUUAGGCUCUGCAGUGUGAAGUUACAAGGAACACUAUAUGAUUGAAAGAUGACUUUCUCCAUGUUGAGAGUGUAGGUGUUUGUUGUGUGCUAUAAAGCUGAUGACAGACAUUGAAGUGAAAGUGUCUGAUUUAUUUUGUGUGUGUCAGUUGUACCACUUUGGGGGAAAGGAGGCUUCCUCCUUGUCUCCUUUCCUUUCUGGUCUUGAUAUUGUAGCUAAGAGGAGAGUCGUAUAGCUCUGGAUCUCUAUACAGUAUAUUACUCUGGGUAAAAGGGAUAUGAUCAAAAUAUUGCUCUUGCCUCUCAUGUUUAAAUACAGACCAGUGAUUAUGAAUGGAAGGAGACUGGGACAGGGGUUCGUUUGAAGGCAUUGGGACUCCCAAACCUAGCCCCAAGCCCUUAGCACCUAGCUGCUAUGUACUAAGUGUAGAUCUGAAAGGAUAUGAAUAAAUAUGGUGAUCAUUUCACCUAGUUACCAGGAGGUACCUGUCUAAAUAUUUUAGAUCUAUCUGGUAGAGGCUAGGGGUAGGGGUCUAUUUGGGACUGGGUUUUACCUGGAUCCUUCCAGGUCAAGGGACUGAACUCUGACCUCUGUCAUCCUGGGAAAAUGGGACAGAAUGUACAUUUUUUAAAUGAACUGGAUCUUGUGUGCUGUAAAUACUGAGAAUAUCAUUAAUGUGACAUAUUUCUUUAAUUCAGUAUUUGGUUCUAGUUGUUGUUUUCUUAAUUUUUGACCAUGUUAUGUAAUAUAAUUUGCACUAAAUAACAAAAUAAACUUGAAUUGAAAAGA